This is a messenger RNA of Zophobas morio, 1170 nucleotides long. Its product is annotated as lipase member K-like. The coding region runs from base 1 to 1170 and encodes 389 amino acids. Lineage: Eukaryota; Metazoa; Arthropoda; Insecta; Coleoptera; Tenebrionidae. The transcript is spliced from 7 exons. The record is from RefSeq and is a predicted model, not a curated record. Gene Ontology annotation, biological process: lipid metabolic process.
AUGUCGGCUGGGAUUGUUGGUUUAACAAUCCUGGUCUUAAUCAAGAGCUGUGUGAGCUUCGAUGUGUACAGUAAUGCAUGCGAAGAUUACAGUGAUUACGUGAUCAGAUAUUGGAGUCGACGGUGUUAUUACAACCCAGACGUGUUGUCAAACACUCCUAUGAUGAUCAUCAGGAAUGGGUUUCCUCUGGAAAGUUUUACUAUCACGACGCAGGAUGGGUAUAUUCUGAGUUUAUUUAGAAUCCCGACGGGGAAUAAUAAGUCCAAUGGGACGGUUUUUCUAAUGCAUGCUUUUGAGUUAGUCGAGAAGGGUUAUGACGUCUGGUUGGGUAGUACAAGAGGGACUAAAUUUGCAGACUCACACCUUCGUUUCAACACGUCUAGUAAAGAUUACUGGAAUUUUAAUUUGGAUUCACUGGCUUAUUUUGAUGUCGGUGCACAACUAAAAUUUAUAGCCCAAAAAACAAAAAAGCGCAUUACGUAUAUUGGUUUUUCGACGGGAUCAACGCUGUCGUUGCUAUAUUCAGCCGGAUAUCCUUCAGAAUCCAGGACCUUACUAUCAGGAAUAAUAGCAAUGGCACCGACUGUAUACGUACAGGACAUCCAAUUAUUACGACAUUUUAAGGAAAUUGUUGCCCCUCUCGAGCGAGAAUUAGCGAGACUGAAGAUGUAUGGCGUGUUCCACCAACACUACAUUAACAAAGUCCUGGUCCAAAUCUGUGCGACGUUGCCACACUUUUGCAAAAAGCUUCUAGAAAUGUUCGCCGGAAAGCUCUCGACACAGUUUCUUCCGGACGAGCUUUUAUUGUUUUUUAGUAAUUGUCCGAGCGGGACGUCGUUCCAGGUUUUGAAACAUUAUUUACAAAUGGCGGAGUCGGGUGACGUGCAUCGCUACAACUACGGCAGAGACAACAAUUUAAAAUAUUACCAUCUAAGUGAGCCGAGCAAAUAUGACAUGAGAUACGUCAAAAUCCCCGCCUACGUGAUUUACGGACGAAGCGAUAUAGUAGCCACUGAAACCAACGUGAAACGUCUAUUUGGAGAGCUAGGUAGCACCCGAAAAAGGCUGGUGGGCGUGUCGGACUUCACCCAUUUGGAUUUCGUCACCGCUAAAAACGUAGACCAACAAUUAUACAGCGAAAUAUUCCGAAUUUUACAAGAAAUAUAUUAA